Messenger RNA from Knipowitschia caucasica, 4458 nucleotides. The record is from the annotation of a GenBank genome assembly. NCBI's taxonomy places the organism in Eukaryota, Metazoa, Chordata, Actinopteri, Gobiiformes, Gobiidae.
AUGUCACAGGACAUCCUGGAUCCUCUCAGGACCCCCAGUAGUUGGCACCCCAAAGCUACACUGCGCUCCUUCAGCCAGCUCUGUGAGCACCUGCAGCUGGAUGCUCAGUCUGCCCCUCGACCACUGUACCCCACAAUCAAGCAACGUCUCUGCUACUGGAGAGCCAAUGCUCUUUGGUCUAAACUGGACCGCAGGGCCGCCCUAAGUGAAUAUCAGAGGGGCCAAGCCUGCAGCAAUGUCACAUGUGUGGUCAUCGGUGCGGGCCCUUGUGGUCUGAGGACCGCAGUGGAGCUGAGCUUCAUGGGAGCUCGAGUGGUGGUGUUGGAGAAAAGGGAGUCGUUUUCCAGGAACAAUGUUCUUCACCUGUGGCCGUUUACUAUUCAUGAUCUCAGAGGACUUGGGGCAAAGAAGUUUUAUGGAAAGUUCUGUGCAGGCUCCAUUGACCAUAUCAGUAUCCGUCAAUUACAACUCAUCCUCCUCAAGGUGGCGCUGUUGCUUGGCGUUGAAGUCCAUGUUAAUGUGGAGUUUAAAAGUUUGAUUGAACCCCCACCAAAACAACAACAAAAGGUGGGCUGGAGGUUGGAGACCCACCCCAAAGCUCACCCGGUCAGUCAGCUUGACUUUGAUGUUGUCAUUGGUGCGGAUGGACGAAGAAACACUUUGCCAGGUUUUAAACGCAAAGAAUUCAGAGGAAAACUUGCUAUUGCCAUCACUGCAAACUUUAAAAAUCGUCAUACGACUGCGGAUGCUAAGGUGGAGGAGAUUAGUGGCGUGGCCUUCAUUUUCAACCAACGUUUCUUUCAAGAACUACGGGAAGAAACUGGGAUUGACUUGGAGAACAUUGUGUACUACAAAGAUGACACACAUUACUUCGUAAUGACUGCCAAAAAACAAAGUCUCUUGGAAAAACGUGUCAUUCUGCAAGAUUGUGUGGACACUGAGCUUCUACUCUCUCCUGACAACGUAGACCAGAAUGCUUUGCAGGUCUAUGCCCGCGAAGCCGCAGAUUUCUCCACCAAUCACCAGCUGCCGUCUCUGGACUUUGCCAUGAAUCACUACGGACAGCCAGACGUCGCCAUGUUUGACUUCACCUGUAUGUACGCCUCCGAGCACGCUGCCAUGUUUUACCAGCGCCACAAGCACCAUCUGCUGGUCACUUUGGUUGGAGAUAGUUUAUUGGAGCCUUUUUGGCCCAUGGGUACUGGUGUAGCUCGAGGUUUUCUUGCAGCCCUAGACACAGCAUGGAUGAUCCGCAGUUGGGCAAAUGGAGGUGCUCCUUUAGAUGUUCUUGCCAUGAGAGAAAGUUUAUACCGUAUCCUGCCUCAGACAACUCCAGAAAACAUGCAAAAAAACAUCAGUCUAUACACUUUGGAUCCAACCACAAGAUAUGUCAACGUCAACACCCAACUCACUCCUGCUCAGGUGAGACAUUUGGUGAACACGAGUCACGAGACGGGGGACAGCGCACACGACUUGGAGUCUGUCAGAGCGCCGUUUGUUAGACCGGAUUCUUUCUCUCACUGCGAUAAGCUGCUCACUUGGUGCCAGGAGCGGACGCGAGGUUACUCUGGAGUUGUAAUCCAUGACCUCACCACUUCCUGGAAGAAUGGCCUUGCGUUGUGUGCCCUUAUUCACAGCUACUGUCCUGAACUGAUUGAUUUUCAGUCUUUGGAUAAAUCAGAGGAGGAAGACAACAUACAGCUUGCUUUUGAUGUGGCUGAGCGAGCAUUUGGUAUCUCCCCUCUGAUGACUGUAGAAGAGAUGCUGUCCAUGGCAGAACUCGACUCUCUGUCGAUGGUGAUGUAUUUGAGUCAGUUCUACCAGCUGCUCGGCACCACACAUCCAGCAGGUUCCCUUUCUCAGUUUGCAGAAUUGCGAGGAGCCCUCAUUACUUCAGUUACACUUUUAAGUAGACUAGGAUACAGUCCAUCCAGAAAAAGAACCACACAUUUAAGGACCUUAGAAGAGAAAAAGGAUAACCUUACAAAAAUUAGACGAGAAAGUCAACCACAAGAUGAACCAGGUUUGGAAGUAGAUAUUGAGGAACCUUUAUCUGACCCCAAUGCAAGUGGUCCACCGUAUGACCAGUACAAGACCAAAGUGCGCUUAAUGGCAAGCAAGCUUCAAGGAAAACAAGAAUUCACCUCUCAACCAAGAAUCCAUAACAAGAGACCAACGACUUUGGACUCACAGCAAGAACAGGGGGAGAUAUUGUCCCCAUCUGUUCCAGAGAGUAGAACCCCUUCAGAAGCCUCUGCUCCACUGCCGGCGUGGAGACUGAAAAAACGAACACAGCAACAAGAAAUGAUGAGUUUUCGUUUCAAAGAGCGAAUCAAGUCACAGCAGGCUGCAGGCACAGCCGGCAGCAGUGAAACGUGCUUCUUCUGUAAGCAGCAUGUGUACGUGAUGGAGCGGAUGAGCGCAGAGGGCCUGUUCUUUCACCGCACCUGUUUUCUGUGUGAUAACUGUGGCUGCAGCUUGAGAAUCACCACCUACACCUACGACCGGCCCAGUGGGAAGUUUUUCUGUCCGGAGCAUUUUAACUCAGGUUUACAAACCACAGCUGCAAGAAAGAGACGACUUCCUUCAGACAGAGAUAUCUCUCACCGCACAUCUAUAGUUUCUUUGAUUCCAUCUUUCACUGGUUCCUCGACUGACUCUUUAAUCUCCCUCGCCGCUGAGCGCCGUCGGUCAUCAGUGGUUUCUCUGAUGGAGGCGGCUCUUAACAAAAAGCAGACAGCCACGCCUGAGAGGAUCGGGCUGGAGAACUGUCGCCGCUGCUCCACAAAUGUUGAGACUAAUCUGUUGGACGAAGCCGAGGAGACACACGAGGUGUCUGAGGAGACGCUUAAUGACUUUAACCUGAGACUCCAGGACGACACUCAAACCAGCAAGAGCCGGCCGAGUUCUGAGUCAGAUAUGGAAGAGAAGACAGGAGCGCAAAGUCAUACUUCACGGAGAGAUUCCAAACCGCCUCAGACUGAUCUGAGAGAGAAAUCAAAGGCGAUAAAGCUUGAGUUUGAUGAAGAAAACAAGGAGGAAGAGAUGGAUGUCCAUGACAUUGCAACUCCUGACUCCCGGAUUGAGGCUCUUCUGCGCACCCCCUCCACAGCCUCCCUUGUCACCUCUGCUGGCUCCUCCUCAUUGAACUUCGGUCCUGCCAGUUCUGUGGAGACUGCGCCUAGACUUACGUAUUUGGGAGAGCAUCCGAAGCAUGGCUCCUUCAGUGACAUAAGUCCAGAAAUUCCACAAAUUCGACCAUUGCUUCAGCAGAAGUUGGAAACUGAGCAGGAAAUGAUUGAGACAAGUGAGUCACUGCUGCUCCAUCUGAAAGGGCUGAAGAACACUUCGAUGGUGGGACGAAUAGAUGGGAGCCUGAGCCAAGAUUUCCUCAAGACAACUUUAUAUGGAAAUGUGGAGAAGAAAAACUGGAAGAGCAGAGCUUCACUUCUCAGAGGAAAACGGAAGGCAAACGAGGAAAGAAAUCGAAGAGGCAAAGAUCAUGUUCAUUCUACAUUUUCCGAGACUGAGCUGGAGAAUUCCACUCUGCUCCAGAGAUGUUCAUUAACGCCAAGAAAAAAUUUACAGCUGGAUCUUUCUGAUCUCACAUCCGAAAUACAAAGAGUCACAUUAAAGGAAGAGGUGGGCAUCAGACAGCCAGCUUAUGUUCCCCACGCUCUGGCUUUUAGACGUUCCUAUGGCAUAAAGAAAAUCUCUCAAAAGGACAGAACUCUAGUUCAAGACUCAGAUGGAGGAUCUUCUUGCCCAACAGAAGUGCUGGGAGUUCUUGUACAUCCCCAGGAGGCAUCCAGCUUAAGCGUGCGGGAAAACUUAUUUCAAAAGAAAAUUGAUGAGGACGAGGAAGACCUGGAUGCCAAGAUCACUCGACGAGUGCAAAAAGCUGCUCGAAAACAGGCAAAAAAAGAGCAACUGAAAAGACUUCACAAAGCUCAAGUAAUUCAGAGACAGUUGCAGCUGCUGGAUGAGAAGCAGAGGCUGUUGGAGGCCCGCGGAGUGGCCGUGGAGAAGGCGCUACGAGGAGAAGCCGAUUAUUGGGGAGAAUCUGGUGAUAGCCAAGACUUUGAUCUUUACCUUGGGGGUUUAGGUAAACUGGAAAACCCAGCGCUCAUGCAGCAGUGGUUCCAGCUGGUGCAACAGAAGAACUCUUUAGUCCGCUAUGAGUCUGAGCUGAUGAUAUUCGCCCGGGAGUUAGAGCUGGAGGAUCGGCAGUGUCGACUACAACAAGAAUUGAGAGAAAGAAUGGCUGUAGAUGACCACCUGAAGGAGACCUCAGAGCUGGAGGAGGAGCGGUUGAUUUUGCAGGAGAUGCUGGAGGUUGUGGAGCAGAGAGACGCUCUGGUGAGUCUGCUGGAGGAGCAGCGGCUGCAGGAGAAGCAGGAGGAGCAGGACCUGGAGGCUCUGAUGCUCUCCAAAGGCUUGGGACUUAACUGGGACUAG